UCAUUCACACCUAAGGGCAAUUUAGAGAGACCAGUUAACCUAACAGUCAUGUUUUUGGACUGUGAGAGGAAGCGGGAGUACCCUGUGAGUACUAAGAGGAGAAUUCAUGCAUGCACGGGGAGAACAUGCAAACUCCAUGCAGAAAGACCCCCUGCAUUUAGCUACAUCCAUCUUCCUAUCAACUCUGAACAAAUUCCCUGUCCCUGAAAAAAAAAAAACAUUGAGUAGGGUGCGCAAUGUUUGUUGUCUAACUGCACAUAUAACAUUUUGCAUUCAGGCCAAGUUGUUCAAUUUUAGUCUCCUCACCUUCUUCCAUGUUUGCUGUGUUCCCGGCCUGGUGUGUGGUGUUUCUUGUUUUCUUCUGUAAGGUCUAGUCUUUUGGAGUACACGGCUUAUACUGCUGUCAACAGAUUCUCCCACCUCAGCUGUGAAUCUCAGUAGCUCCUCCAGAGCUACCAUGGUCAUCUGGCUGCUCUUACCUACCCUGUCACUUUAGCGAGAUAACCAUGACUUGCUCAGCUUGCAGCUGUGCGAGACACUUUCCAUUUUUGGAUGAUGAAUAGAACAGUCGUCUGUGAGAUGUUCAAAGCUAAGGAUAUAUUAUUUUGUGAUCUAUUCCUGCUUUAAACUUCUCCACAGCAUCAUCCGUGACCUAAUUUACUAAUUCGGUGAAAUCUGAAGACAAUUUGCAGCACUGGGUUUAAUUUAUUGAUAUUAGAACAAAGAGGCCACAUUUUUUGUGUUUCAUUGUAAAACAUUUUGAGAAUCCUGCAUCAUUUUCGUCCCACCACAGCAAUACUUUGUUCUGGAUGAUGAUAUAAAAUUUCUGAUAAAAUACACUGAAGUUUGUGGUUGCAAUGUAGCAAAUGUUAAAAACUAAAAUAACCACAAAAUCGAUCAAAUUUAACAGCAGAUUAAUAAUUGCCUUAAAACAUUUGUCGUUGUAACUGUUGAACUGACACAAGCUUUCAAACUGUCUACUCACAAUACAAACAUAUUGGUUCAAUGCUACCAUUGUUAUACGGUAAAAAUGCAAUACGUUUAAUAAAAGCACGGAUUUCUGACGCUCUUUGUGUUUUAUUCCAGAGACGGGCACAGGGACCAUGCAGACUCCUCAGACACUGAGGGGCCGUCCUCCUGUUCUGUCCAUGCACCAGCAUCCACUGACAUUGGCCACAUUAAACACCCUGCAUUCAUAAAAAGAGAAAGAAAGAAAGAAACGAGAAACCAUCUAACAAGAGCAACGCCAACAGCUUCCCGCUGCCGCACUGCACGUCGUCAGAAAGCGCUGAAACUCCAGAGAGGAAUAGAAAGAAGAAAAGAAAAUGGCCAAAACUGAGAGGCAAAGACGAAGUUUGAAGAGUGACGACUUUUUCUUUGAUUCAGACGCAUCUCUCUUGGAUCAGCAAGAUUUCGACAUGUCCAGCUGCGCAUUCAAUGAGGUCUUUAACUCCAAAGACUCCCACAUGGAGCAGAUCACAUUCCUGAAAAACGUUCAGGUCCUGCUGGAGGCUGCAAGGUUUCUUGAGAGCGCCGAGCGCAAGGACGGAAAGUGCGAACAUGGAUACGCUUCGACCUUCCCUUCCAACCAGAGCACAAACUACCAGAGGCAGAGGAAAUUCCGAAAUAAAAAGUUCAGCAGUAACCACAACAGGUCAACACACAAUGAACUUGAAAAAAACAGACGAGCUCACCUGCGGCUGUGUUUGGAGAGGUUGAAGGCCCUCAUACCUCUGGGACCUGACUGUAGCCGCCACACCACCCUGGGCCUACUCAAACAAGCCAAAGCACACAUAAAGAAACUUGAAGAAGCGGACAGGAAGAGCCAGUACCAGCUGGAGUCUCUGGAGCGCGAACAGAGACACCUACAGCGUCAGCUGGAGCUGCUGGGAGCAGGAACUGCCACUCCAGUCCAGAGCAGCCCAGGGGAGGGCGAGAGGAUACGCAUGGACAGCGUUGGCUCCACCCUCUGCUCCGACCGCUCGGACUCGGACCAAGAAGAGAUUGAGGUCGACGUAGAAAGCACUGAGUUCUCCCAUGGAGAGCUCGACAGCGUGAGCACGGCCAGCACCAGCGACUUAGACGACCACAGCAGCCUGCAGAGCAUGAACAGCGACGAGGGCUACUCCUCCUGCAGCGUCAAACUCGCCUUCUCCUCCUAAAGCCAUCACCGCCAGCACAACCAGCCCUGCCAAACCCGCCCGUCCUCCCUGCCGUCUGCUUACCCAUCCAGCUACGGCAUCGCCUGCGCUGACGGCAUCCCCUCCUACCUACGCUCCAAGCCUUCUCGUUACGCCUCAUCCGCUCCAUCCACACUUCUGGAGGAGCUACAGUGAGAGCUCCCCUACCAACACUGUCACCUGUGGCCCCGGACAACUGGUUUUAAGCUUCGUGUAAAGGGAGAUCCGAGACUUUACACACACAUUUUCUGUGGAUUUUUAAACCCACGACAAAAAAAAAUCUAGAAUUGAUUUUAAUUGUGAUAUUUGCUUUUCAUUUUUAAAAGAUGCACAACCCCUGAUUUUACUCAAAAUGCACUUAAAUUUUUAUAUUGGUGAACUUAUUCAGAGUUUUUAGUUCUUUAAUGUGGUUGUGUGUCGAGCUGAUGUUAAUUAAUCUUUAGAGUCUGGUGUUAAACCAGAGCUUGUUUAACAACGGGGUGAUUUCUGCCAUAUCAACGCUGCUCGGCCUUGAAAACGGCCCUGCAGUGCUAAAUGUCAUCCCCGACUUAUUGUUUAUCUCUGCUUGACACCACAGAGGCCCAAAUCCUCAAAUCUGGUGCUAUCAGGGAAGCAGAUCAGAUUCGUUACCACUCAGAGAGUCUUCUGAGUUUUAAACCAAUCACAGAGGAAAAUAACAUCAUUCCUACAGAUAGUUGGUUCCCAGGGCAGUUUCAAGGAGCGGAAAUCAGAACUUUGUGCUAAUGUGGUGUUUUUUGGUUCCUUUUCCCCUCAACUAGCAGCUACAACAAGCCAUCCAGCACUUGCCUAUUUUGCAGCUGUCCACAUAAUAAGGCACAAUCUAAGACAAGAUAAAAACACACAAAAAAGCAGCAGCAACAAGGAAAAAAUCCAAACGGCUACAAGGUUUGGAACAGACAUAUGUCCUUUUUCCAGCAGUAAGAAGCAAUAACUCCCACCGUUGUUUUUAUCUUUUCUAUUUCAGCUCCUCCAAUUUAUUUUCCUGGUCUCCUCAAAGAGUUCUGUGUGACCGUCCCAAACAAACAAAUUAAAGCAAAUUUUUUUUUUUGUACAUACAAAUAGCUUAAUAAAUCAAACUUAAAAAAUGAGUUUAAAAAAAAGAUAGAGCUCAUGAAUAGAAAUAUGGCCUCUGUUGCUGUUUGACUUGUGUUCAUUGUGCAUUAUAAAUGAAAGUUUAACUUCAACAUUUCUUUGCUGUUUGAAAUAAUUAACAACUAUUUACUUCCCGCCCUGACAGGGAGCAACAUUUAUUUGUGUGAUGAAAAACAAAACAAAGCAGCUCUCUGUCCAUCCGGACUUUAGUUAGAGGGUGCAGCUGUUGUUCGGCACAGUUUUCUUUUUAUUUAUUGGACUUUUUUUUUGGUUAUCUUGUUAAUAUUCUUCGUGCAUGUGGCAUUCCUCUGGUGGGUCAGGUGUUCUGAAGGAGACAAAAACGGGUUGUAUGAUGUCAAUAAUCUCCAUCCUAACCUUCACUGGCAUUAUGAAUUGCACUCCAACCACAGAUUUAUUUGUUAAACCUGCCAUCUAUUCAUUUGCGUCUGAAAUGAAAAAGAGAAGAACUCCCACCCGUUAUGAAUAUUUAUUUCUCAGGCCCUUAAAGAGCAUAAGCAAUGGGAAACAAGUUAACUUAUUUUGGUUCUGUCUUAUUUUACUCAAUAUUCCUCAUUCCUUAUUUUAAGAAUUGUAUAUUUUAUGAGUUAUUAUUAAGCAGAUUUUUUUUGUUUUUCAUGAUGGGGAGGAUUUUAAGGAAUAAAAAAAAAAUGUAGCCAUUUUGUUUUGAUUAUUAUUUUUCUGAUGUUUUAUUCUAUGGACACUUGAAAUGUACUUAGCCCCUAAGCUGCUCCUAGUGCUGAGCCUCGCCUGUCUGGAGUCGCCAGCCCUGUCCAGAACCACCUCUGUCCCCCUGAGCAGCGCGUCAUCCGGGGUUUUUUUUACUGCUCUGAGGGUCGAGUUGCUUCUGCACAAGACUUGCUUACAGCCAAGACUUUACUGGCAAAUACUGAGCCUGCUACUACACAAUAAAAGGGGAACUAAAAUCUCCACCUUCCUCUAUCAUGAGGAUUGUAGUCUCUAUUAGACUUGUGUUUUAGUUGACUAAAUAUGUCUUACAUUUACCUCCAUUUUGAGGAUUUAAUGAAGAAAAUGACCACAAAAAGAACAAACUUUUGGUUUCUGUCUGAAGGAUGUCACUAAGGUGUGCAGUUUGACAUGUGAGUUCCUUGCAGAGAUCCGUUGAGGUUGUUGGACUUGGCACUGAAUCAGAAAGCCACCGCUAUUGGUGCUUUAUUAUAAAGAAAAUGCCAAAAACACCUCAGAACACCUCAGUGUCCUCUCUCUCUCUCUCUCUCUUUCUCUGUCUCUCUCUCUCUCUCUCUCUGAGGGACAGUUUACAUUUGCUUCCCCCCUUUAAUUUAAUAACUUUCAUCUUAGUGUUGCUUUAUUGUUUUCUUUCCUUCAUAUGUUGGUUUUCUGAAUCUACACUGCUGACUGAAGAAGGGCCUCAUGGCUGACAACAGAGGGAUGUCUCUCCCUGUGCAACAUGCUGUUUUUUAUGCACUUGAUCAGAUUUGAUUAAAUGUUAAAACUAGAGAUGCACCAAGAAAUCGAGUGAUGGCCAGAAUGGGAUGAGUUUGGAUCUUGACUGGCCCUGACCGGUGACCCGCCAUUGUGAUUACAGAGUUGUCAUUUUAAGUAUGUGUGUGCAUUCCUAAGCAAAUGGACCUGAUCCAGGACUUUUCCACACGCAUGUCUUCAGGCUCAUUUGGGUGAAUUUUAGCCUUCUAGGGAGUAUUUAUCUUAGAAUGACAUGUCUGCACAAUUUAGUAAGCUGAGCUUGAUUGUGGUCCUGGAUGAGCUAAUGGGCAGGUCUGAAAAAUGAUUUCUGGCUAUGAUGCAGAUUCAGAAGCAUAUCUUUAUAAAAUUAUAUUUUUCACCUGAGUGUUUUAAGCUCAAGUUCUAGUUUUGGAGUUUGGGCAGAAGCGGGAACUUCCACCUCCAGGCGUGUCAGGUGGAAGUUCCAGAGUUGAUCAGUAAACCAAACCUUUUCCUUGUGUCAGUCUCGGCACUUAUGGACGCCCACUUCAAGAAGCAGUGCUGUAGAGAGCCUCCUGUUGUGAACCUGUGGCCAUUCUUUGUAAAACAUUCACUCUGGUGAUGAUGAUGAGGAUUCUAGUUGUGUAUGUUGAACAGGCAAUACCAACAAUAAAGCCACCAAGAUUUUCAAACCUAAAGGACUGAAAUGAGCUGUUAAUACCAUAAAAUGUCUCUCUCCUGAAUGUACUGUAAAAAAAUGGCUCACAUUAAGAUAAAUAAAGUUUGUGAAUAUAAAACA
Molecule: messenger RNA, 5532 nt
Organism: Girardinichthys multiradiatus
Lineage: Eukaryota; Metazoa; Chordata; Actinopteri; Cyprinodontiformes; Goodeidae
Gene: mxi1
Product: max interactor 1, dimerization protein
Exons: 6
Coding region: 1326-2162 (278 amino acids)
Biological process (GO): regulation of transcription by RNA polymerase II
Molecular function (GO): DNA-binding transcription factor activity, RNA polymerase II-specific; RNA polymerase II cis-regulatory region sequence-specific DNA binding; protein dimerization activity
Source: RefSeq, a predicted model, not a curated record